Messenger RNA from Cuscuta epithymum, 4156 nucleotides. NCBI's taxonomy places the organism in Eukaryota, Viridiplantae, Streptophyta, Magnoliopsida, Solanales, Convolvulaceae. The record is from the annotation of a GenBank genome assembly.
UAAAAAAAGAGUUGAGUUCAAACUCUAAUCGAAUUUCAAAAGAGUCGAAAAUAUAUAUAACUUCACUAGAGUUUGAGUUUGGAAAAAAUGGCUCUAAUAUUACUAGAGACCUUUUGAUUUCCUAAUAUAAGACCUUAUUGUUUAUAUCCCAAAAUACUACCUUAUUUAAUUAAAACGGUCAUUUUUACCCGGUCAGUCGGUGACCCACGCCUAAAUUAUAGUUUCAAUUCUCCCUCCUCAUUAACGUCUUUCCCAGUGAACUACACUCCUACUUGGUAACUGCAUCUCUCUUUAUUUUAGAUUUUUUUUUCCAUUUCUGUUGCAUCAUUCCACUCUCCACCCGCAGCCGGUUGUCUCUCGUGAAUGAAAUGUCACCGCCUUCUACCUCUCGUCGCCGUUCCGGUGUUGAAGCCUCAUGCAGUAAGUUUUCCUUGCUUGCGAACACGAUUCCAGACUCUGCUCAUAAAUUUGAUUUUGAUUAAAGUUGGAGGAUUUGCUAUUCCUCCACCGAAUGUUACUUCCCAAUCCAUUAGAUAUUAUGUUUUUUGAUUGGUAAUCUACCGAUGUAGAGAAUUACAGUCUACCGAUGUACCUAGUUUGUUACUUUAUUUAAAUUAACUUGUAGCUCAGUCUUGUUUGAAUGUCAUUAUGAUACUUUUAUUAAUACUAGUAUUGUACCCGGCGGGAGAAUUUUUUUUAUUUUUAAUUAUGGUGAAAUUAAAUACAUACGUAGUAUAAUUGAAAUAUUAAUGUAAGACAUAUUUAUUGUAAGAACAUUAAAAUACUUGUAUGAUGUAGUAAGAUCACUAUAAUAGGUUUGAAGUACAUUCAAAAAAUUAAAAGAAAAUUAUGCUAUGUAAGUGCUUAAACUAAGUGGGUACAUAAAGCAAACAUAGUGGAAAUUGUACAUUUUUUUAGAAACUUCCACAUAUAUAAUGACAUUUAUUGUGAAAUUGUUUGAGAAGCCACAUGUAUUGCUUGUCAAUAUUUUCAUCCUUCUCGCUUGGUAACAUUUGAGAGAGCUGACUUUUGUUGAUCAUCAUUCCAUUUGAUACCAUUAGAGGGAAUUUGCGUUGAAACGUAAAAGGCAUUCUCACAUAUAUUAAGGAGUCGAGUUCAACCUUGAUAAUGAAUCCAAAAAUGACUCCAAAUUUGGCACCAAAUAAUACGAUAGUAUUUUUUUGUUCUAUUCAAAAUUGAAUUACACAUAAUAAAAAUAAAACAACUCUAAUUGGACAUGUAUAUCUAUAUUCCUUUAAUCAUCAAGGAAAUAUAAAACAAAAGUAAGAGUGAGUUGCAUGUAUGUGUAUGAAUUCUUGUUUUUUUAACUUAAAAAAACUAUUUUUAAGUCCAUAGAAGUUUACCCAAAAAAGUCCAUAGAAGUUAACGUAAAUAACAUAAAACACAUUGAAUUAACAAAUCACUUUUAAUUACACACAGUAUUCUAAACACAAAUUUAAAUAAAAAUAACAGGGUUUGCGAUACAAAACACAAACUUAAAUAAAAAAUAAAAGGGUUUGUGACACAAAACACAAAUUUAAGGAAAUCAUCUAUUCGCGUACAGGAAUAGCUCAGUUAUUGACACAAGUGAGAGGGUUCAUAGGUAGGGGCUGGGAUUACUAUUAUAAUAUCAUCAUCCGUAUAAGUUCUUUUGCUUCCAGUAGGCCAUAUCCAUUCAUUGUGUCCUUGUCUGAAAUAUGAUCAAUCUGCUUUUCCUUUCUUUCCUUAUCUUUCUCAUUCCCCUUAAUUAGUUAGAUCAGAUCGAAGCUUCCCCAAAGUGCUUUGAAGCAACGGCUUCAAAUGCCCUGAGUUUUACAAUGCAUAUAGCUAUUCCGGUCCCCCUUCUUUGAACUAAACACAUUACAUUCUCAAUCAAAUUGGUUAUUCACGGUUUUCAUCAUUUACGGGGCCGGGAAUAAAUCAAAUGAAGUAUAAACAUAUUUUUCUUAUUCCCCUUAAUUGCAUGUGUACAGAUAUUAACCGAUUAUUGAACAAACGUUUUAUAUAAUGACGUGUCAGACAUUGUUCUUGGCGGGAACAGUUAUUUGACACACGGUUCCAUUGUUAUAUAUAUAUAAAGAUUAGGUUCAUACUUAUUUUGCUUGCAGCUAACAUUGACAGUGACUUUGUCUCCACCCCUCCUACCUCUUCAUCUAAUGUUCCACUUAAUAGAGCUGUCAAGAAACAGAUUGUCAAUAAGGACACUACCAGGAGAGUUAACACCUUUUCUAGAUUGUAUGAGGUCAUAAAUCUUGUUCGAUCAAAACUACUCCCUAAACAAUUAGAACUUUUUAGUACUACAGUUUUUGGGAAGUUCUUAGAUGCCAAGGAAAUGCAAUGUUCCGGUCAGCUAUUACAUUUUCUUAUUGGAAACCUCGUUAAACAUGGAAGCGAUGAUACUGUGGUAGGCGGCGUUUUGUACUUUGAUAUUGAGGACAGGUUGGUAUCAUUCACCAUUUCUGACUUGGGUCAUAUUCUGGGGUUGAAUGUGUCCGAUAAGGUCCCUUCUUAUCAGAAUCUAGUCACUGAUAGGGGUCGUGUUUGGCAGAAGUACUUUCCUUCUUGUGCAACUAGAGUCAAACGUAAAGAUAUUAAAAAAGUGUUCAAAGCUAUCGAGAGGGGCAAGGAAGACGAUAAUGAUAUUGUUAGCUUGUCCCUGUUAUAUGUUUUAUCCCAUUCAUUUUUAGCCGCGGAAGAAAAGGUUGCUGUCAACAGUAUACACAUUAACCUUGUAGAUGACAUUGACAAGUUUAAUGCUUAUCCAUGGGGACGCGUGAUUUGGGAGAACAUGGUAGCCAAAGGCUACUGUCAAGAAGAAGGAAUAGAUUUUGAUAAAACUUUUGCUCCUGUUGCCAGACUUGAAGCAAUAAGAAUAUUCCUUGCUUAUGCUGCCUAUAAGCAAUUCACAGUCUAUCAAAUGGAUGUGAAAAGUGCCUUCCUAAAUGGUCUACUAGAAGAGGAGGUCUAUGUGGAGCAACCUCCUGGAUUUGAAAUCAACAGAGAGAAAGAUCAAGUAUUCAAACUAAAGAAGGCUCUCUAUGGACUCAAACAAGCUCCAAGAGCAUGGUAUGACACUCUCUCUCAAUACUUAGUGAACAACGGUUUCACUAAAGGCAAAGUAGAUAAAACUCUGUUCAAAAGUGAAGAAGGUCCACACAUACUGUUUGUCCAAAUUUAUGUGGAUGACAUAAUCUUUGGAAGCUCAAAGCAGGCAUUAUGUAAGAAAUUUUCAACUCUCAUGCAAAACAAGUUUGAAAUGAGCAUGAUGGGAGAGUUGAACUAUUUCCUAGGACUACAAGUGAAGCAGACUCCACAAGGUAUCUUCAUCAACCAAGCAAAAUACACAAGAGAUCUCAUGAAGAAAUUCAAAAUUGAGAACAAGUCUAUUGUAAAGAUCCCCAUGAACACCUCUCAAGGACUGACUCCAGAUGAAGAUGGCAAAGCCACUGAUCCUACACUCUAUAGAGGUCUGAUUGGCUCUCUGUGAUACUUUUGUAAUUUCCGUGUGUUUAUUUACGUUUUUAGUUAGUUUUGGUUGUUUAGUAUUUCGGAAAUUACACACUUUCGGUGUAAUAGUUUAGUUUGUUAAAUUCUUGUAAAUUGUUUAGAUUAGGUUUAUUCUGAGCUUAAACAGGUCCAAGAUCAAUCAAAUGAUCAUUGGUGAAGGAAGGUGCAAAAGUACAAGACAAAAAGAAGGAAAGUUCCUGAUUUUGACCUGUACUCGGUCGAGUACACCUUAUACUCGAUCGAGUACCAAUACUGAUUUUCAAGGAUUUGAUCCGGGAACAAAGGAACAUGCAGGAGAAGAUUUUCCCACGAUCAAGUGUCUAUACCCGAUCGGGUACACCGACAUACUCGAUCGGGUAUAGCUAUAAAUUAUACCCGAAUAUCGAUCGAGUAUGGAUCGAAUUCGAAGUUUUACACAUACUCGAUCGAGUAUAUGUACAUACUCGAUCGAGUACUCGACCUGCACCUCAAAAAGCCUAUAAAUACACCUCCUUUCCUUCACUUUUAGAUUACCAAUUCCUAUAUACUCUUAAGCUCAGUUUAGAAUAGAAUUUCUCUAUAUUUCUUUUAGCAUGUUUAGUCUCCAAAUGAGGAGCUAAACUUCCAUAUCUUGGUUUGCUACUUUGAAGCUUAAUGAAUUUGUAAGUUG